AGAAAGAUUCCUGUCACUACGCCAAAGAUCUGAUGAUGGAUCUGGUGAUGACCUACCACCGACCAAGCUCAUUUUUGUUUGUUCUGUUGUUCUUGAUCCAAAACAACAACAACGAAAACAAGAUACCGGUUUGGGAGAGUUCUAUUGACCUUCACCACCAUGCCUGGACUCGUCCAUGUUUGUAGGCUCUGCAAGAAUCACCGCUCAGCUCACAAGAUCAAGUACCGUUGCGGCACCAGAAUUGAGCGAAGAUUUCCGGAUGGUGUGUGGUAUCCUGGAGUCAUUGAAGGCCACGAGGAGAAACAGGAGCACAAAAUCAUCAAUCACAUUCAGUAUGAUGAUGGAGACGCUGAGGAACUCGAAAAUCAGGUGCUGAGGAAGAAAGAUACAGUCAGGAUUCUGACCGAGGUCGGCCACACAUCCAGCAACAAGAAGGCUAGACGCCUGCGCAAGGCGGAGCAGCUUCAAGUGAUUGAGAUUGAUGGCAGUGAUGAUGAGGACCAUGACCCUGUGCCACAAGCUACAUCCUCAGCUGUCAAACAGCAGGAAAAUGGAGAGGCCCCUGAUGAGCAGCCAAGUGGUGGAAAUGUCAUAUCUCCUGUCAAGUCGGAAACUCAACAAGGCCGGGACCAGAGGGCUAGACGCAUGCCCAAGGUGGAGCAGCUUGAAGUGAUUGAGAUUGAUGACAGUGACGAUGAUGAGGACGAUGAACCUGCUACGCCUGUGCCACCAGCUACAGCCUCCACGCCCGCAGCCGUCAAAAAGCAGGAAGAUGGAGAGGCACCUGAUGAGCAGCCAAGUGGUGGAAAUGUCAUAUCUCCUGUCAAGUCGGAAACUCAACAAGGCCGGGACCAGAUAAAUGAAUCUAUGAAAACGGAAGAGCACCAACUAGGCAAUGGCGGAACUACUGCAGCAGGCACAGUGGCAAAGUCUGAGGAGCAACUCCAAGAAGACAAUGAUGACAGUGGAGUAGCCACUGUUGCAAAAACUGAAGAGAGCGAACAUGGCCACACAGAAGAGGGCACAAUUCCUGUUGCGGUCAUCUCAAAUAAUAAGCCAAUCAAAGAGGAUGUUGGCGAUGGUGAAACUUCCAAUAGCCAGGUUGCUGACCCACCUGCUGUUCUUGAUAGUAGAAAAGAAGAUGAUAAUCCUGGAAGAGCCAAUCAACACAAUGCUACUACCCCCGGAAGGGCACAAGCCAGUGGUGAUGGUGAUGCAAAAUCUGUUACUGACAGCUCUGCUAGCAAAGAAGAUUGCAGCACCUCUGGUGAAGAGCAGGAGGACAGUGUCCCAGACAACCAACUCUCCGAGGCACAAGUAAUUCACAAGGAAGUUUUGACUGAUUUAAGGCAAGAUGCAAUGGUCAAGGCAGAGAAAUGCACAUCAAGUAUGUCACCAGAGGAGUUACAAAAACGAGAGCUUUGCUUUCAUAAAUGGAAGCUUGCCAACACAGACCCGGACACCCGAAAAGGUCGUUAUGUUUUCCGCCGUGGAUGUUAUGGGCAGUGCAUUACAAAGAUUCUUGGAGGCAGUGGCAUGGAUCCUUGGCCAAUUGUCAAGAACCCACCCAAUGUCAACACUAAACGUGCCAUUGUUGAUUGGGAGGUCAAUCCAUUUAUCAAACCAGGAGAGUACUAUGUGGCAGGGAAUGAAGCCUUUAAUCCUUUUGGCCCACGUUUUCCAGGAGACCAUGGCUUUGUUAACACGGCGGCCUUUGAAGUGAACCCAGAGCAAGAAGAGUUCCAUGUUUUUGUGGAGUGUGCAGCUGAUGCAACUGGCCGUCUUUGGCAUGGAAACCUGGCAGCCGGUGGAAGGAUGUAUGCUGGUGUCUAUCGCCGAGUGGACGAUGACGACUACAUGGAGAGCAGCAUUCGAUUUGCCUCUGAUGUCGAUCUGAACUUUCACAACAAAUUAUCCAUUGCCGAUUGGUUUGUUACGCGUGCCCACAACCUACACAACAAGAGCCUUGGCCCAAAUGUUAAAGCAAAGCACGUGACAAUGGCCAAACGGCUAAGGGAACAAUAUGGUAAAGAGGAACCUUGGCUCGAUCUGAAACCAAGAGACAGAGAUAACUGGACCUACAUGGCAUACCUAAUGGACACAGACUACACUAUGCACGUUGCACCAGUCAAGUUUGUUCGGUUUGAUGAAGCAUUGUACCAAUCUUUGGUGAAGUUUGAUUGUGCCACAUCACGCGGGGAAUACAGAGGCCACGUCUCCCUUGAAAAAAAUCUGCUGCAAUACUAUUUUUAGCCACCCGAAGUGCAAUGGCAGGAAUAUGUUGAAAUUGAGUUGUUCAACCAGUAAUCUGUGCAUUUUACAUCGAACUCCUACUAGUAGUUGGAUCCUUUGGAGUAUGUAGAUGGUUGUCUCGCGAUUCCUUGCCAUACAAGGAUAAUCUGAAAGGCAAGGUAGGGUUACAAGUAGCUCGAGCUUGAAUAAGUCGACUAACGAAUGGCAAUGAUAAGAAGUCCUUCCG
Messenger RNA from Seminavis robusta, 2479 nucleotides. The record is from the annotation of a GenBank genome assembly. NCBI's taxonomy places the organism in Eukaryota, Bacillariophyta, Bacillariophyceae, Naviculales, Naviculaceae.